UUUUAAAUAGUUAAAUAAAUUCAUUUUAGAAACUAAACUUUAGUCAGUAAAGGGUGAUUUCUGCAAGAGCUUGAAAAUCCAAUUAAUAUCAACAUUAGUCAGAAUGCUAAUGCUACUUAAAUAGAAACUGGUUCUUAACCCAGUCUGUGAACUUGGAUUUUUAAUAUUUUGAUAACUAUUUCAAUAUAACUGAUUUCCUUUGUAGUCCAGUGUGUUUUUUGCAUUUAAAAACAAAGAAGGGUUACAAAGACUUCACCAAACUCAGAAAUCCAUGACUCAAGGUUUAAAAGGCCAUGAUUUUAAAUUUUGAAUCUGUAUAAAAAUAAAUGUCUUUUAAAAUGAGUCACUAGAGCUUGUUUUUAAUCUGUUAAUAGUUAGAAAUAUCACUAACUUUGAGUGCAACUACUGGUAUCCUAUACUAAAUUGAAUAUAACAGCUAACUUUGCUUACAUAACAAAGUACCAAUCUAAUUGAAAGUCUUAGCUGAUUAUUAUAGUCAUUAAAAUUCAGGUUAGCAUUUUGAAUUCAAUUAUUGAAUCCAGGAUUCUAGUUGACUUCACAAGAAGGUUUUUUUGUUGUCAUUGUUGUUAAAAGAUGAAGUUUGGAGUAAAUUUUAAGAGAACAAGGAAAAAAAACAUCUUCACAAACUGAGGAAAGAGUUUGUUAAGCUUAAUUUCUUGACUGAGCCAUUUUACUGUUACAACACCCACUUAAACUAAAUGGUUAAUGGCACAGAUAUGGUGUUAGUUUAUCAAUAAAAUUUUCCAAGUAUAUGUGUCACUUUUUUUAAUUUCAAAGUUUCUCAGUUCUUAAUGUUUGUUGUCAUCUAAGAAAAAAAUUUAAUAAUUAAACUGGUCUCUUCUGAUUCAGCAUGGGCAUUUUGAUACUAUAAUAUUUUCCAUUGUUUCUUAUCUCCUAAAAGCAUGGAAUAGUGAAAAGAAUGUUGGAACCCUCCUUGCCGCUAUCUGUGACUGACAAUUCACUUAACCUAAACAUCAACUCGUUCUUCAGUUAAGGAAGUUGAAAGUUUCAGUACACAUGCAUUAAGAUCAUUGAGGAAAACAGAACAGCAUUCUUCAGACUCUAGUUUUGACAAGAAUAUGGAAAUAUCAAGUGAUACAACUAAUGGAAGACAUUUUACAAGGCAGUUGGCCAGACAGCAGGCUGAUAAUAAAAAAAAUGAAGAUUGUAAAGAAGACAAAGUGAUUCCAGUUACUCGGUCAUUGAGGACUAGAAAUACUGUUCAAACUACAGAGCAUCUUCAUGAAGAGAAUGGUGAUGUAGAAGUUCGCCGAAGUUGUAGGAUCAGAAGUCGUUAUAGCACUGUGAAUCAGUCUGUACUGUUUGACAAACUUAUAACAAACACUGCUGAAGCUGUAUUGCAGAAAAUGGAUGAUAUGAAAAAGAUGCGCAGGCGUCGAAUGAUUGACUUGGAAGACUUGGGAGUAUUUAAUGAUGCUGAAGAAGAAAAUCUUGACAUGUACUCUAGAGGAAAGCAAAAAAAUGUUCAAAGAACUGAUGAAGAAACCACUGAUAAUCAGGAUGGCAGUGUAGAAUCUUCUGAAGAAGGUGAGGACCAAGAAGAUGAAGACGAAGACGAAGAUGAAGAUGGUGAUGGAGAAGAAGAUGAAGAUGGAGAAGAAGAUAAUCAAAAACGCUAUGAUCUUAGACAAAGGAAGACCGCUGUACAUUACCAGGCACCUUUGGAAAAACCUCGGCACCAGAGAAAACCUAACAUGUUUUAUAGUGGCCCAGCCUCUCCUGCAAGACGAAGAUACCGAUUUAGUUCUACAGGACCAAGAAGCCCUUACUGUAAAAGGAUGAACAGGCGAAGGCAUGCAAUCCAUAAUAGUGAUUCUACAUCUUCUUCCUCUUCUGAUGAUGAACAACAUUUUGAGAGGCGAAGAAAAAGAAGCAGAAAUAUAGCUAUUAGCAGAUGCCUUCCAUUGAACUUCAGGAAAGAUGAGUUAAAAGGAAUUCAUAAAGAUCGAAUGAAAAUUGGUGCAAGCUUGGCCGAUGUUGAUCCAAUGCAAAUUGAUUCUUCAGUACGAUUUGAUAGUGUUGGUGGGCUUUCAAUUCAUAUUGCAGCUCUUAAAGAGAUGGUGGUGUUUCCAUUGCUUUAUCCAGAAGUCUUUGAAAGAUUUAAAAUUCAGCCACCAAGGGGUUGUUUGUUCUAUGGCCCUCCUGGAACUGGAAAGACACUUGUUGCCCGGGCACUUGCCAAUGAAUGCAGUCAGGGUGAUAAAAGAGUGGCCUUUUUUAUGAGGAAAGGUGCUGAUUGUUUGAGUAAAUGGGUAGGCGAAUCCGAACGACAACUACGUUUGUUAUUUGAUCAGGCUUAUCAGAUGCGUCCUUCAAUUAUUUUCUUUGAUGAAAUUGAUGGUCUGGCUCCUGUUCGAUCAAGCAGACAAGAUCAAAUUCACAGUUCCAUUGUAUCUACCUUACUAGCACUUAUGGAUGGAUUGGAUAGUAGGGGAGAAAUUGUUGUAAUUGGAGCUACCAAUAGACUGGAUUCUAUAGAUCCUGCUUUACGAAGACCUGGCCGAUUUGACCGAGAAUUCUUUUUUACCUUACCUGAUAAAGAUGCUCGGAAAGAAAUUCUAAAGAUUCACACAAGAGAUUGGAAUCCUAAGCCAUUGGAUAUGUUCCUCGAAGAGCUUGCAGAAAAAUGUGUUGGAUACUGUGGUGCAGAUAUUAAGUCCAUAUGUUCUGAAGCUGCUCUCUGUGCUCUGCGUAGACGUUAUCCUCAGAUAUAUACAAGUAGUGAGAAACUACAAUUGGAUCUCUCAUCAAUUAAUAUCUCUGCUAAGGAUUUUGUAGUAGCAAUGCAAAAGAUAAUACCAGCCUCUCAAAGGGCUGUGACAUCCCCGGGACAGGCGCUAUCUGCUAUUGUGAAACCUCUCCUUGAAAGCACUGUUCAUAAGAUCUUAGGGGCCAUACAAAAAGUGUUUCCACAUGCAGAACUUGGAGCAAACAAAGGACCAAAGUCAGAUGUUCCUGGGCCUCUGCUAGAAAGUGACUUGGCAUAUAGUGAUGAUGAAGUUCUCUCGGUAUAUGAAAAUGGACUUCCACAGAAACCCUUCAAUAAAACAAAAGAAAAUGUUAAUUUCCUUCAUCUCAAUAGAAAUGCUUAUCACCAGCCUACAUCUUUUCGACCAAGAAUCUUGAUAGUAGGAGAGCCAGGAUUUGGGCAGAGUUCUCACUUGGCACCUGCUGUGAUUCAUGCUUUGGAAAAGUUUGCAGUAUAUACCUUGGACCUUCCUGUUCUUUUUGGAGUCAGUACCACAUCACCUGAGGAAACAUGUGCCCAGGUGAUUCGUGAAGCUAAGCGAACAGCCCCAAGUAUAGUGUAUGUUCCUCACAUCCACCUGUGGUGGGAAACAGUUGGAUUAACACUUAAAGCUACUUUUACUACAUUGUUACAGAAUAUUCCCUCAUUUGCUCCAGUUUUACUACUUGCAACUUCAGACAUACAACAUACUGCUCUUCCAGAAGAGGUACAAGAAUUAUUUAAAAGUGAUUAUGGGGAAGUUUUCAAUGUCCAAUUGCCUGGUGGUGAAGAAAGAACAAAAUUUUUUGAGGAUUUAAUUCUCAAUCAAGCUGCUAAGCCUCCUACAUCCAAAAAAAAAGCAGUUUUACAGGCACUGGAGGUCCUACCAAUAGCUCCACCACCUGAACCAAAGCCCUUGACAGCAGAGGAAGUAAAACGGCUUGAAGAACAAGAAGAGGAUACAUUUCGUGAACUUAGAAUUUUUUUAAGAAAUGUUACUCAUAGACUGGCUAUUGACAAACGCUUCAGAGUAUUUACCAAGCCUGUUGAUCCUGAUGAGGUUCCUGAUUAUGUCACUGUAAUAAAGCAGCCAAUGGACCUAUCAUUAGUUAUCAGUAAGAUUGAUCUCCAUAAAUAUCUGACUGUGAAGGACUACCUGAGAGAUAUUGAUCUCAUCUGUAGUAAUGCCUUAGAAUAUAAUCCCGAUAGAGAUCCUGGAGACCGACUUAUCAGACACAGAGCCUGUACUCUAAGAGAUACUGCCUAUGCAAUAAUUAAAGAAGAACUUGAUGAAGAUUUUGAACAGCUAUGUGAAGAAAUUCAGGAGUCUCGAAAAAAGAGAGGUUGCAGCUCUUCUAAAUAUGCACCAUCUUACUAUCAUGUGAUGCCAAAGCAGAGCACAACUUCUGUUGAUGGUAAAAGAUCUGACCCAGAACAAAAUGAAAAGCUGAAGAUGCUCAAUGCUCCUGUGGCCUGUAGUACUCCUUCACUUUAUAGUGCUCCAUCAAAGAAAAAGAUUCGAAGAAAAAGUAAAUGGUACUUUGGCACCAUAAAAAAAAGAAGGAAGAUUUCUCAAGCCAAAGAAGAUAGCAGAAAUACAGAAGAUGACAAAAAUGAGAGUGAUGGAGAUCAAGAAAAUCAUGAUACCAGUAUAGACCAUAAUGAGGCUGAAGUCACAGGAGAGUCUUCAAUGGAAGAAAAUGAAAAGCAGCAAAAUGGUUCUGAAAAUAAAACUGAGACGGAAAAUAAAAGUAUUUGUGUUGCUUGUGAUAAUGUUGUGAAUGAACCUGAAAAGGAAACUAAAAAGACUACAAUGAAUGCAGACUUAAGAAAAGAAAAGAUAACUUGCAAUGGAGAACUUUCUAAUUGUCAAGUAACAGAAUGUUCUGAAGAUGUUGAGGCAAAGGAAACCUGUGUUCUUAGGAUGACUCGAGCCAGACGUUCCCAAGUUGAGCAACAGCAGCUCAUCAGUGUGGAGAAGGCUUUGGCAAUCCUUUCUGAACCCACGCCCCCACUUAUUGUGGACCAUGAACAACUUAAGAAUCUUUUGAAGAUUACAAUUAAGAAAAGUCAAGAGUACAAUAUAUUUCAGUUGGAAAAAUUAUAUGCAAUAAUUAGUCAAUGUAUUUAUCAACAUCGCAAAGACUAUGACAAGACACAACUAAUGCAGCUCUGUGACACUAGGCAAGAUUUAAACUUUCUCAACAUGUUACCUCAUUUGAAAACUGAAGGGUUUACACUGGAUAAUCUGCAAGUUGUUUUGUCUCUAAAAUUACUUGAAGAAGGUCAAGAAUAAAAGACAUUUAAGCACAAGAGUUGAAGUCAGAAAAAUGGAGCAAGAAAUCAAAAACUUUAGUUGUUCCAAAUCAUGAAGUUGUGAGAUUCAGCUUUCUUCAAUGACAUCUUUUUUUGUUCACUUUUGUUAUCUCUGCAUAGCUAGUGCGAAAUUGAAUUUCCACAUAUUUAAGAUAUAUUGUUAUUAAAAUACUGCUAAAUAAAGUAUUUAAAACUGUUUUUAAUUUUGUAUGUGUGAGGUGGAUGUUUAAAAGUUGAUUUUGGUAGUUAUUCAGUCUGAAUCACAGCAAGACUGUUGAAUAUUUAAUAUUGCAACAUUUAAACUCAAAGUACUCUGCAGGUCUAUUAAAGUUUUUGAUAAGUUUAGUUCUUUGUCAAAGACCAUUAAUUGUUCAUUAGGUUUUUGACCCUUUUGUCAUAAGGCUUAAUUGAAGGUGGAAACGUAUUAAUAACAAAUCUGUUAAAUGUAGUUAAAAUUUUCCCUCAGACUUACAUUUGAUUCUGAUAAUUUUGUCCUUUCUUUUCUUUUUCUUAACGGGGUAAUUAAAUAGACCUCAUGACCUAUCAUUGACUUCCGUUCCUUCACUUUUUAGUCCAGUUUUUUUUGUUUAUUGUUUGUCUGUUUUUGUUCCCUUUAUCUAAUUUUCUGCAUUCUGUUACUUUCUUUUACCUUGCCUGCCUCAUUACCCAAGAACUAAUGUUCAAGUUUAGGAUUAGUAGUAAAGCUCUGAACAUGCAGCAAAAAAAUGUUACAACAAUUUAAAACUUGAACACUAAAAUUAAGAUAUUUGUAAAAUAUGCAUUUUCAUAAUUCUAAUUUAGAUUUUAUAAAUAUCCAUGUUUACAUUUUCUUAUGUAACUUUCAUAUUUUUUGAGUUAACUGCAUUUUUGAUGUUUUUAAAAAAAACAUGAGAAUUAGAUUUGAAAUCUAAGCCUUGUGCCCUUCAAAAUUUGUGUUGAAAUGUCAUCAUAUAAAGUUACUUUGUUGUAUACAGUUGUAUAAAUGUUAUACAUUUUGAUAUUUUGUAUUAAUACCAAAAAUAAAUAUCCUGGGCAUCUUUUAAAUGGUUAAAACAUUUACUACAAUGCAUAUUCACUUUUUGAAAAUGUUAAACCCCCAAAGUUAAUUCUGGGAGGAGCUUUAAAAUUUUUCUGAUUAGUGUGGGUAUUUUUGUGAAGAUAGGGAAAUUAAGUUUUAGUAAAGCUAUUAUUUGGACUUUAGUCACUCUUUAUGUAAUGGUCAAUGUUAUACUGCCUUUCAUUCCUUUAGCUAUCAUAUGUGAACUACCUGGUGACCAGUUUAUCACCUUUAUAUUAGUUGUUACUGCCUUAAGUAUUUAUAUAAUCAACUUUAAGCAGUACUAUACACCUGAAAAAGUUUUUAAAAAAAAAAAAAUAUGUAUGUACCUGGAUAUAAAUAUUUUGCUUGUACUGAAAUUUUAUAUAUAAAUUAUUAUUUUUCCAGGUACAUAUUUUGUAACUUUAGCACUUCAUUUUUAUGUAUAGUUUACAUAAUAAAUUUUGCAAGUUGAAAA
Molecule: messenger RNA, 6600 nt
Organism: Sarcophilus harrisii (Tasmanian devil)
Lineage: Eukaryota; Metazoa; Chordata; Mammalia; Dasyuromorphia; Dasyuridae
Gene: ATAD2
Product: ATPase family AAA domain containing 2
Exons: 29
Coding region: 1101-5066 (1321 amino acids)
Biological process (GO): positive regulation of transcription by RNA polymerase II
Cellular component (GO): nucleus
Molecular function (GO): histone binding; chromatin binding; ATP hydrolysis activity
Source: RefSeq, a predicted model, not a curated record